This is a messenger RNA of Pseudomassariella vexata, 1788 nucleotides long. RefSeq lists its product as uncharacterized. NCBI's taxonomy places the organism in Eukaryota, Fungi, Ascomycota, Sordariomycetes, Amphisphaeriales, Pseudomassariaceae. The record is from RefSeq and is a predicted model, not a curated record. The coding region runs from base 1 to 1788 and encodes 595 amino acids. The transcript is spliced from 7 exons.
AUGUCACCCUGUCACAGCGAUUUAGACUAUGCCGGCGAGCGGUUGCGGCUUGUGGGAAGCCGGGUUGUCAAGCAUGGCAAAUUAAAAGAAUCUGCUGGGGAACAGCAAGGUGAUGAUGCUGAGGGACUUCUUCAUAGGAGGACGCCACGAGAUACUCCUCAAUUCGCAAAGCUGUUCUACGACUUGUGGUUCGUAGCCAAUUUGAAUGUCUUCGCCAGUGUGCACGACAUAACAGGAAAAAUCAAACUAGUUUCGUUCGUUGGUUACAUAGUGCUCCUCUGGACAACCUGGCUCAUGACCACCAUCUAUGACGUCCGCUUCACAGCAGACAGUGUCCUCGAGCGCUGCUGCAAAGCAAUCCACCUAGGCGUCAUGGUAGGCUUUGCGGAGAUCGGCACCUCCUUCAAUCCCGAAGCGCAGAUCAAAGCUGUUUUUCAGGCACUCUCGCUGUUUCUUAUGGUCUCGCGGCUUAUCCUAGCGCUGCAGUACGGUAUUGUCGCGUUCCAGGUGCGGAAGUACGUCGAUGGGGGAAAGCCCUUGCUGGUUACGGCGGCUUUGCAUUUUGCGGCGGCGAUGGUUUAUCUUGGGACCAUGUUUCGCUAUGAGGAAGGGAGGAACUCGAGGGUUUUUGUCGUGUGGUAUGUUGUCGGUGUUGUGGAGAUGGCUGUGCAUUUGGGGUGUUCGCAGUUGACGGACGUGUUGACGUUUGUGGGGAGUCAUUUGGGAGAAAGAUUGAAUUUGCUUACACUGAUUAUCCUGGGCGAAGGAGUAAUUAUUCUGGCCAAGAACGUCAUGUUGUUGGUGAAGGAUACCUACGUGAAACAGGCAUCCUCGUCAAUGUGGAGUUCGUCACUUAUAGGUUCGGUCGCAUCUUCUACAGCGCUGACAUAUUUCAUCUUCCAGCUCUACUUCGACUGGAUGCACAAGGAAGAGUCAAUGUCAGUCCGACAUCAAGUUUGGUGGGCAAGUCUCCACCUCCCAUUCCACAUCGCUCUAGUCCUUUUCCUCGAGGGUGCCAACCAGUUCAUCAUCUGGGCCCGAGUACUCGAGUCCGUCGCCGCAGCUACAUCCAAGAUUCGAAAUGCACGACACAGCUUAGUCCAGGCCAAACCAAAGUCCAUCGACGUGUCCAAGGCACUCGGGGACAUAAUGUAUCCGUUCCUGAGGAAGUAUCAGCCGGAAGAGGUGCUCGAAACGUAUACUCAUGUUAAAGAGACCCUGACCAAUAUUGGAGAAAUCCCUGACUCGUUCUGGAUCGUGGACGAAUCCGAAUCCGAAGACGGCCCGAUGGCCAUGCGCUGGAAAAGGGGCCUGGAAGAGCUAUUCAAACACAUGGUGGACUGCAUUUACAAUGCGUUUGACAUCGAGGCGCCUGAAAAGGACCAGGAAGAUAGUUCGGGCGGAGAGACGGGGUUGUAUAGCCCAGAAGAGACUACACAAGCCAUCACAUCAAGGUUCCGGCUCGUUUUUAUCUACGCCUUUGCCUGCGCCGGCAUUGUUCUACUGUUCCUUACGGUUAUGCACAUCAUCUCUAAGCGGAAGGGAUGGUCACCCUUUAACAUCAUCCGCACGGCCAUUUGCAUAGUCAUUUCGGUCGGUCUGGCGCUGGUGACCACCUUAGCAACCAAUGCGGAUAGACCCGCAGGUUUCAUAGGUAGUCCGUGGAUGUUACCCACGAUUACUCUGAGCUAUUUCGCCGUGUUAUUGCUGUCACAUCUACCUCAUCCGCCUGUGUAUACAUCAGGCACGCGGGUGAAAGCCAUGUACAUGGAGGUCGAGAAGCACUAG